Messenger RNA from Nicotiana tabacum (common tobacco), 1467 nucleotides. RefSeq lists its product as uncharacterized. The record is from RefSeq and is a predicted model, not a curated record. Lineage: Eukaryota; Viridiplantae; Streptophyta; Magnoliopsida; Solanales; Solanaceae.
UCGAAAUCUCAAACAAAUAAAAAACAAUACUAAUUCAGACCCCCAAAACCCUCAUUUCAGACCAAAACCGCUCUUCCGUUCUCACUUCUCAAAACUCUCACAUCUAAUUUCGAUGACAUAAAAAUCGUUGAUAGAUUGAUUUUCUUUCCACAAUUGUUCCAAUCACCGGAAAAUUUGAAUCAGAAUUUUGUGUUCAUUUUAGGGUUUAUUGAAGUCUGAAAGAUGGAUCUUUCACAAGAAACGGAAGAUUACAUUCGUGAAUCGAUCGAGUACUCUCUUGGCCUCCCUGUUUCCACACAAACACUCCAAUUAAAGCUUCGCGCCUCUGAAGAAUCCCUUACUCACCUUCGCAAUCAGUAUCUUUCUCUACAAGCCAAAUUGAAAGAGAAAGAUGCAACAAUCGAACGCACUAGGGCUGAGUCAAGUAUGAAUGCUUCAGCGUUGAAGAAGUUUGUGGAGGAAAAUCAGAGAUUGGCGGUGGAGUGUUCGAACUUGUUGGCACAAUGCAAGAGGUGGGAGAAAGAGUGCUCUUUGUAUGAUCAUGAUCGCGAGGCAUUAAUGGAUUUUGGAAAUGAGGCGGAUGAGAGAGCCAAGGAAGCUGAGAUUCGAGUUCAUGAUCUGGAGGAGGAGGUUCAGAAGUUAUCUGAGGAAUUGCAUUUUUACAAGUCACAAUAUGAGGCCCAACUGGAUGAUACAGCCACGGACGAUGUUUCCGUGGAAGAAAAUCUGCUCGACACUUUGCUGGAAACUCUGAUUGGUAAAGAUGAUGCUGCAUCAACAGCACAUGCAUUUCUGGAGGCAAAUGGUGGUAUGGAAGUUUGCCAAAGAUUGUUGACAAAGUGGAAGCGAUUGAGGCCAUCGACACAAAAGGCUGUUGCUCUGGCUGCUGAGGUCAAGACUCUGCAAAAAGAAAAGGAACAUUUGAGGAUAAAUCUCCAUAAAGCUGAAGAUGAGGUGCAAGUGUUGUUUGAAGAAAACAGUGUUUUGGAUAAGGAGAAUAAGAGGCUGAUAAGGCUAUACCAGAAAGAGAAGAACACACCUAGUUCUGUUGGAAAACCUUCUUCUGGCAAGGGUAACAAAAGGAAAUCAAGCCCCAAGAUAAGCAGUCCAGUCGAGGGAAAACUUGAUUUCAGCGAGGUUGAUUCAUUGAGGCAGCCUUUAUCACCUUUACGAGAAAACUCACCUGAAUAUAGAUCAUGCAAGAAGUAGCAGGAGAAGUAACAUACUGCAAUUUCUUCUUCUCAUUUUAGGUUUUUCGUGUAUCUAAAAGAAGGGUGUUACGAUUCUCGGUAACUGUAAAAAGUAACAUACUAUGUCAUCUUCCCCAAAUCGCCUUCAAGAAUUUGUUCUUCCUUGUGUUAAGGAUGAUCGAGAAGCUUUUAACCGGAUAUGAAGUCUGUUUGCUCUAUUGAUUGACAUGUUUUAUCUUUUUAGGAGAAUGUUAGGAAAAUUCUGUUAUCGAUUUAA